Messenger RNA from Ostrea edulis (European flat oyster), 5487 nucleotides. Its product is annotated as colorectal mutant cancer protein-like. Bases 1304 to 3778 code for a protein of 824 amino acids. Lineage: Eukaryota; Metazoa; Mollusca; Bivalvia; Ostreida; Ostreidae. Gene Ontology annotation, molecular function: calcium ion binding. The record is from RefSeq and is a predicted model, not a curated record. The transcript has 14 exons.
GAAUAAACAUACUGUAUUAGCUAUCAGGCAGAACGUCCUAUAAUAUAUCACAGUGGAUUUUUUUUCUGGGUGUAUGAUUCAUUUUAAAGAAUUUCAGUGUUGGAAAACAUCUUUAUUGGAUCUAAGAGUAACUGACAUUGAUAUGAAUAUUUAUUGUACAUGAGUAGUGUUGUAUACAUGCAAGUGUGUCUGGCCUCUCAUGAAGUCAGCAGACUGAGUUUUCUUCAAGGAGGCAGAUAGUAGCUGUUAUAAGUGUAAGCAGACGACCAAACAGACACUCAAUAGAGAAUUGAAUUUUCAUUGCCAUUAUGAAUGUUGGGAGGAUAAUUUUUGAUGAAGGAAAUUUUGCAAAUUUUAUUACUUAUGUAUGUACGGUGAUUGAACCAAAGGAUGGAUAAGAAAUGUUAGUGAUGUUGUGAAGCGUGUGGGAGUUGUGUUAGUGCAAUAUUGAAUACCUCUGAGCGAUGUAUUGAAACAUUAUAUGAAGAGAUACAAAUGUUCGGGGAUGAUUAUUGACAGAAUAAUUGUGAAAAUCUGAACAGAAGAUUCUGUUGAUAUUAUUAAAGCUCUCGGAGGACUGGAUUUUAAAUAGUUCUAGUGAACUAGAGAUGAUUUUAUAUGUAUUUCAUUUCAUUUUGAAACUGUUGAUUCUAGUUUGAUUUGGAAUUACCACGUUAGAAGAAUCAGGAAAAUUUUGAUGCUGUUCAUGAGAUUUAUGCUUGAUUUCUGUUCUCUGUGAAUGAUCAGAGUCCGUUCUUGUGAGCUAUAGUGUCUUAAAAUGAGCAGAACUGCUGAGGUAGGCCUGGUCCGGUACAAGUACCAGUGCAUCAGGUGGUCAUAUAUUAUUCUAUUGACAGAAAAUUAACUGGAAGGUUGGGAAUUUUAUUGGUGGCAUUUUAAAUAGAUUUUUGUGAUGGUCGAAAUUCAUUAUGAAUUGUUUGAUCUGUAUUGGAAUACACACACUUUGGAAAUUUUAGUCAAUUAAUGCUAUCAUUUACACCGAGAAUUUAGGAUUAUUUGGUAGAAAGCCAAUAUGUGCAAAAUCAAUGGAAUUCUGGAAUUUGAGCAUGUAGGUUUAUAAUUAUUAUCAAGAACAUUUUACAAGGGAGUUAGCUGAUUAAGGUUUUGAAUGUUUAAUUCAUCAGCAAAUUGAUUUAGAGAGAUGAUUUUUCAACCUCAGUGUGAUUAUAGAAAAGUGAAUACAAAGCUUCUCGCAGGAAUUCUUGAAUCCUCUAAAUCUCGGACACUUGUCAUCUGCUGAGACAAUUAUCCAGUGACAUUUUGGAAAGUAAAAAUUUCUGACAUGGAGGGCACUGGAACUUUAGAAUCCCCUCAGUAUGAGAGGAUUUAUGUGAAUGGUUACCAUGGCAACCAACAAAAACAACACAGCUGUGUGGAGGAGAAUCCCACGUGUCAGCUCCAUCUAGCAGCAUUGACAUCUUUAAAAGGGGAGAUAAUUGAACUAAACAACAGACUCCACCAUGUGACCAGUGAACGAGACGUCCUAGAGAAACAAAUCAACAGGUUACAGGCAGAUAAGCUGAGGCUGCAGCAUGAGUGUGAGAAGAGACUGGAUAUUACAGCAGGGCGGUAUGAGGAGCGGAUCACAGAACUUCACAGUGUCAUAGCAGAGCUUAGGAAAAAGAUAGAGAGGCACCAGAUUAAUGUCAUUAGAGAAGAAGAUGAGUAUGAGGACACAGCAGCACAGAGCAACAAGAGUAAUGAUGGGGGGAGUCGUGCCGCCAACGAAUCACAGGCCAACAGUCUGGAUAUCCUUGGUAGCGACUUGAACACUGAAAUAUCCCAAGUGGUAACAGCUCUGGACAAUGUCAUAGAGAAUCAGCCAAUGACAGCAGGGCAGGGGACUGUGGAGGAGGGGUGUAAUACUGAAGAAGCACUGUGUGAUAUCGAGGACAACGACAGCGCCGAGGAACUGGCCAUACAGGCUUGUAAGCAGAUAGAUGCCCUUGAUCUUGAAUCUCCUCCUUCACCCCCGCCACGUGGCCUGAGACCAGCCACUUUUCAUCCACCCCCUCCACCCCCACCUAAUGAAUAUCCUGACCCCGCCUACCUACAGGAAGUGAUCUUCUCCUUAAGACAGGAUGCUCUAAUGUUACAGGAGACUGUACAGAGACAGGAGGCGGAGCUGAAUAUGCAUAAGGCUGCAAUUGGCAGUUUGAAGGAGGAUAGAGACAAGUUAAGACAGAGGGUUCAUGAAAUGAGAACUGAGCAGAUGUCUCCCCAACAUCUGAAAACCUCACCGCAGGCCAGCAGGACAUCAACCCCCACCAAAAACCACCCACCCCAUACACCCACAGACAGAUCUCAGAUGUCCAACAAUGAAACAUUCCCGGUGGCCAAAGUGGCUGAACUUAAGAAGCUCAAGACCUGCUCCAAUGAACGGCCAGUGUUGGGUUGUGAGCUAGAGUCGGGAGGGCUUCCAAACACCAAAGUAGCAGAGCAUUUGGUACAGAACAUUCAGGAGGGCUCCAGCAUGCAAGAGAUCGUACAGAACCUGUACACCGAGGGAGGGCCACUAGUGGAAAACAAAGUCCAGGAAUUCGAGAUCGAGUUUGAGAGACUGCAGAGCAAAAUUGACAGUUUGAAGUCGCAAAAUGAUCUUCUAAGUUUGACUUUGGAGGAAUCUAAAUCUCAGUCCGAUCGCUUGAGUGUACUCAUUGGAAAGUAUGAGUCUAAUAACACUGCUUUACAGCUAGCUCUGAAUUACUCGGAUCAGACAAUUGAGGCGUACGAUAUUGUGUUGUCUUUGACUGAGAGUGAGUUAGCAUUGACUCUGUCUAACUGUCGAACUGCUGGAGUAACCCAGGGUCUCAGGAAUUCACCUCACACUCAGGAGGAAAUCAACCAGCUCGCUCAGAAAGCUCGAAAUACACGCAAAACAGUAGAAAAUGUGGCCAGGCAUUUAAUUCAAAAGUUGGAUAGGAAUUUUGGUGUAAACCCAUGGGAGGAUAGUUCUACACACACUGCAAGCACCAGCAGCAGUGGAUGUUACUCUGAAGAUUUCUCCAAAGCUGAGGAGCAGAAACUCCGCGAGUACAUCCACCAACUGAAGACGGACCGAGCAUCCAUCAAAUCCACUGUGAUGGAGCUGGAAAGUCUGUACUCACCGGAUCCCCCCGCCAGCGAGCCUGCUCGCCAAUCCGAGGCCUGCAGACUGGAUCUGGAAAACGCAGUACUCAUGCAGGAACUGAUGGCCAUGAAGGAGGAGAAGGCAGAGUUGAGGGCCCAGAAUUACCUCCUGGAGAAGGAGAAAAAUGCUCUGGAACUGAGGCUCAGUGGGAAGGAAUCCAGGGAGCAGGCCUACGUAAUCCAGAUAGAACAUCUCAAGUCCGAGAUGGAGGAGAGGAACAAGUCCCAGGAGGCAGAGCAGCAAUACUCAGAAACUCCAUCAGCUGACAAGAUGUCACAUGACUUCCAGGAGGGAUCAUCUCAAGAUCUGUUAGAGGCCUUGCAGAGAGAGAGGAAGUUGAAAUCUAGGGUUCAGGAACUAGUGGUGGCCUUAGAAAAAUUGUCUCGGAAUUCUGAAAUCAGGCACCAGCAGUCUGCAGAGUUUGUCAAUGACCUCAAGAAAGCAAACAGUGCCUUGAUAGCAGCAUUUGAGAAGACCAAAAAGAAAUACCAAGGGAAGCUGAAGAAGCUGGAAUUUCAGAUCCAGGCUCUCACAGAGCGAUAUGAGGCUCAGAUUCACAUGCUGAAACAGAGGUUGUUGGCGCUGGAAAACAAUGGCUGUAUCCCACCAAAUGAAACUUCACUGUAGCACUCGAUAGUCAGUUGUGGGAAAAGCAUUUGUUAUUCUGUGAUAUUUUGUUUAAACUUGCUUUUAUGUCAUUGUAGUAUUCUUUUAUAUAUUAUAUUAUAUUUCAAGCUUUACUUCAUGCAUAUUUCAUGUAGCUUUCAACUGCUUUACAUCUUAUUAUGGCACUGGUUUGUGAAGCAAUCAAUUUAGAUACAUGUAGUGAUAAAAGAUCGGUAGUGUUUCACCUUGUGGACUUUCACGUCAAAUUCAUAAUGCUUGUGUAUAUUAUGAGCUUUUGAGGAAAUGUUUAAAAUUUGUGCUUUUAUUUCAGAUAGAAUAUAUGUAAUGUCACUUUUGUAAUGAUACUCACCCUUGGGUAUAGGUACUUUUACUUGUACAAUGCAAAUAUUUCUGAUAUAUGAACAAUAAGCCAAAAACUUGUAUUCAUUUUCAAAAUCAUGCCUGGUAAAAUAAUCUUAUGAGAAUAACAUGUACAGUUACCUUUUCUGAAUGUGGUGUUUGUAUAUCUCAACAUGUUUGUGUGUUUCAUCAUAAUGUUUGUGUAUUUCAUCAUAAUUUUUGUGUAUUUCAUCAUGAUGUUUGUGUAUUUCAUCAUAAUUUUUGUGUAUCUCAACAUGUUUGUGUAUUUCAUCAUGAUGUUUGUGUAUUUCAUCAUAAUUUUUGUGUAUCUCAACAUGUUUGUGUAUUUCAUCAUGAUGUUUGUGUGUCUCAUCAUGUUUGUGUAUUUGGCCAGAAAGAACAGCUGCCUAUUUAGUGAUGUUUGAAAAGAUGAUUACAUGUCCAAGUCAUUUAGUUAGAAUCUCACAAUACACUUGUAAGUAUGUGUCUAUAAUAGGGCUGUUUCUUUUUCUUGUUAUAUAUGUGGUUAUGAUUAUGAGAAUUAUGAUGCAUGGUACAUGUGUAGCAAGUUUGUGCGAUUUUCUUUUUAUCCAGUACUGACUUUGAUUUAAACAAACGAAGAUCAUGUUGGUUCAACUUCAUGACUUGAAAAUCCACAAAAAUGAAGAGAGAUAUAAGACUGGAGGGAUUAGAGGAGCCCAGUGCAGAGAGAAAUAAUAACUGUUUAUCAGAUUCAGCAAGGUUGACUUGCAGUGCAUUGAAUUUCAGAGGUUGGAUGUAAUUAUUGUGGUACAUUAUGUUUGGAAGAAUAAUUACACAGCUGGUAUAUUUUAUAUUCAUUUCAUUUUUUCCCCACAUUCAUAUGAGCACCUCUGAUAGAUCUUACAUUUUUAAAAUACUUGAAUUUAUUUUGUUUCUUCGUGAUGUGAAAUAGUUUAGACUGUUUCCAUCUUGUUUACUUUCCUGAAAUACACAGUUGUUUUACCUUUGGAUUUUUUGUAUGACUGUUUUAUAUAUUAUAUAUACAUUUUUUUGUAUAUGUAUAAAUGUAAAAUUGAACUGUUGGUUGAAAACUUCCAUAUUUGCAAAAGAAGAGAUAUUUAUUUAUUUCUGAGGAUGUGUGUUUGUUGAUGUUGGCAGUAUUUAUUGUUAUGUAAAUAAUACUUAACUAUGUGUUCAAAAUCACGGUGCUAAGUGGUAAUUAUAACGUAGGGAAGUUAAAUAUCUGUCAUUUUAUUUUGAACACUGUGACUUCUAUGUUCAUGUUAAUUUGUUUUUACUUGUACAGUCAGGCUUGAUAGAGUUCUUAACAUGACAAAAACUUAAAAGUUUUUCAUCUGUAGUAAAACAUGGAGCAAUGUGAGAACAAA